AUGGAACCUAAUGAUGCAGAAAACUUCAAAUUUUUAGGAAAUUCCGAUCUGCUAGAAGAAAUCAUAAAGUUGGAUUCACCUCAAGAAAUUUUCAAGUUCUUGUUCACGGAUGAGUUGAUUGAUAUGAUUGUUGAGCAGUCCAACCUAAAAUCUAUUCAGGACAACGCUGAUAAGCCAGCAAACAUAACCAAAGAAGAGAUUGAGCAAUUCAUUGGCAUGGUAAUUUUCAUGUCUUGUGUAAAGUUGCCGUCAACGAGACUAUAUUGGUCAAAACAUGUUGGCCAGCAGCAAGUUUAUGAAACAAUGACUUGUAACAGAUUUGAUGCGAUUAAGAAGAAUUUGCAUUUCAAUAAUAACGAAAACUUUAAGUCCCGUGGCACAGAUGGUCACGACAAACUUUUCAAAGUUAGACCAUUGUUGGAUAAGAUUCGUGAACGUCUGCUGCUGGUUCCAAAAGAGGAGUACUUAGCCGUAGAUGAGCAAAUUAUUCCCACCAAAUGUCGUCAUGAAAUAAAGCAAUACAAUCCAGCAAAACCUCACAAAUGGGGAUAUAAAAAUCAGGUUCUAAGUGGUGUGUCAGGAUUCAGCUACGACUUUGACAUAUUUGCUGGAGACCAAAGCAAUACUUUUCCGUCAGAUGCACCUGAUCUUGGAGUGAGUUCGAAUGUUGUGACCAGACUUGCUUCCAUAGUACCAAAGCAUCAAAACCAUAAACUCUGGUUCAACAAUCCUAACCUGCAAGUUUAUUUGUUUCAAAAUGGUAUACUGCCACUGGGAACUGUCAGGCUUAACCGCGUGUCGAACUCGAAUAUACCUACUGAAAAGGAUCUAAAAAAGAAGGGACGAGGAAGUAUGGAAGAGAAGACAGCUGUCAUAGACGGCGUGAAGCUGAGUUUAGUGUCCUGGUUUGAUGAUAAACUCGUAAAUAUGCUCUCAGCUUACGUAGGCAGUGAACCGACAACAACAAACAGCGGUAUGUUCGAAAAGAAAAACAGUACAAGGAUAUAA
Microplitis demolitor is the source of this 1008-nucleotide messenger RNA. Its product is annotated as piggyBac transposable element-derived protein 3-like. The record is from RefSeq and is a predicted model, not a curated record. The transcript has a single exon. The coding region runs from base 1 to 1008 and encodes 335 amino acids. NCBI's taxonomy places the organism in Eukaryota, Metazoa, Arthropoda, Insecta, Hymenoptera, Braconidae.